Messenger RNA from Sorex fumeus (smoky shrew), 1430 nucleotides. It is a transcript of the gene RASSF7, whose product is annotated as Ras association domain family member 7. The transcript has 5 exons. NCBI's taxonomy places the organism in Eukaryota, Metazoa, Chordata, Mammalia, Eulipotyphla, Soricidae. Bases 137 to 1180 code for a protein of 347 amino acids. The record is from RefSeq and is a predicted model, not a curated record. Gene Ontology annotation, biological process: signal transduction.
CCAGCGGGGCCACCGUGAUGGGCGGGGAGCUGAGGAAGCGGAAGCCGAACUUGCUCUCGGCCGUGUUCUGCACGGACAGUGCCACCAUGGGGCAGGUCCGGUCCACGCGUUUCCGGCCCACCUGGGGAGGACCGGGAUGCUCUCGGGGCUGGUGGCCAUGGAGCUGAAGGUGUGGGUGGACGGCAUUCAGCGCGUGGUCUGCGGGGUCUCCGAGCAGACCACCUGUCAGGAAGUGGUCAUAGCGCUCGCCAGGGCCAUAGGCCAGACGGGCCGCUUUGUGCUGGUGCAGCGUCUGCGGGAGAAGGAGCGGCAGCUGCUGCCCCAGGAGUGCCCCGUGGGCGCCCAGGCCACCUGCGGGCAGUUCGCCAAUGACGUCCAGUUUGUCCUGAGGCGGACGGGACCCAGCCUGGCGGGGAGGCCGUCCUCGGACAGCUGCCCGCCCCCGGAGCGCUGCCCCAUCCGUGCCAGCCUGCCCCCGAAGCCCCGGCUGGGCCGCGAGCCCCGGAAAGCCCUCACCUUCAGCCUGGGCGGCCCCAGGCUGGCCCCCAGCCCCCCGCCCGCGGCCGCAGACCUGCUGAGCCUGGAGCAGCGCGUGGAGAGCAACGCGGCGGAGCUGGGCCAGGAGGCCUUCUGGGAGCAGGAGCUGCGGCGGGAGCAGGCCCGGGAGCGCGAGGGCCAGGCGCGGCUGCAGGCCCUGAGCGCGGCCACCGCCGAGCACGCCGCCCGGCUGCAAGCCCUGGACGCCCAGGCCCGCGCGCUGGAGGCCCAGCUGCACCUGGCCGCCGAGGCCCCCGGGACCCCUCUGCCCACGGCCUCGGCCGCCGAGCGGCUGCGCCAGGACCUGGCGGCCCAGGAGCGGCAGGGCGCCGAGGUGCAGGGCAGCCUGGCCUUGGUGAGCCGCGCCCUGGAGGCCGCCGAGAGCGCCCUGCAGGCCCAGGCCCAGGAGCUGGAGGAGCUGAACCGGGAGCUGCGCCAGUGCAACCUCCAGCAGUUCAUCCGGCAGGCGGGGGCCGCCCCGCCAUCCCCGCGCGCACAGGGUCUCCCUUCUCCGGCCAGGGAAGAGCCGCACCCGGGACCCCCCCGGAACCCUGCCCUCACGCCCAGCCUGAGCCCAGAAGGUACGUCAGCCUCUCCCCGGCCGGGCUGGGACAGGCCCUCCAGGCGCCCUCAGCCGCCCUGAGCUGUGCCUCUCCUGGCAGUCGUCCCCAUGAGGCAGAACUCCUGGAGGUAGCGGCUUCUGUCCCCCCACGGAGCACCGCUGGGAACCCCGCCAAGGAGCAGGCCUGCCCAGGGGCCAGAGGGUUUCCGCCACAGUUCCUCCCUGGGGUGCCAGGACACUGCACUCGACUCUGCCCUGCGCUGCGCGCCUCCGUGUGUGUGCCUGAGCGUGCGUGUCUGUGUGCGUGGACCACCCAGCCUCCCCAACGCCA